UGCUUUGGCUCUGUGGAGACGUUGUGUGAUGCUAAUCUCUUGUCUCUACGCAUGUGUUAUGUCCAUUGCUGGUUCUAUAAAGUCACACUCAGAUUUCACAGACACUCAGUCCUGGUCUUCAUUGUCAUUCCCACAGUCUCUCCUCUCCUGUGAGUACAAGUCAUCAUGGCAACUAAGAUAGUGAUUCAGCAGCCUAAGCCCCUCGUUUUGGCUCCUGGUUCUGACCAGUGGUCCACCAGCAUCUGUGAAUGUGACAACCUCAAUGAUUGUUGCUUUGCGUUCUGGUGCUGCCCAUGUUUCGCCUGCAUCACAGCCAGAGAUCAUGGAGAAUGUCUCUGCCUGCCUCUAUUGGACAGUUUCGGCCUCAUCCCACCCAUCACUAUGGCAAUGAGAGUGUCUGUCCGACGCACCUAUGGCAUUGAGGACUCUAUUUGCAAUGACUGUGUGUUAUCCUUCUGCUGUGGGCCGUGCUCCUAUUGCCAGAUAAGACGUGAGAUGAAGGCUCGCAACCAACCCGUCACCCUCUUAAGCUACCGAGGAAAAUAAAACACUUCAUCAUCAGUCACCAAAUUGUAACUUCAACUCUAAAAUGAACUCCAUUUGGAAUUCAGUUCUGACCCAAGCAGUGAUGUGGAUUUCAGUUGUAGUCUGCUGAGGAAUGAAGACUGAAAACUCUUCUCUAAAAAUAUAUGAUUCUUUAGGGUAACAACCAUAUUGAUGCUUCUUUAGACUUAAUGGAACACUGUUUGUAUCAACUGUGAGUUUAUCACAGGAAUCAUUAGGUCCUUGUUAAUUUUGUUUCAAAGCUGUUGCUUUUUAGUUAUGUUUUGUUUAAUUUUAUGAAUAUUUUUUAAUGUAUUGUCAUUGCAUGUGUUGAAAUAAAAAGAAUUAUGAUAAAAACUGCA
Ctenopharyngodon idella (grass carp) is the source of this 905-nucleotide messenger RNA. RefSeq names its product cornifelin homolog B-like. The coding region runs from base 166 to 546 and encodes 126 amino acids. The record is from RefSeq and is a predicted model, not a curated record. The transcript has 4 exons. NCBI's taxonomy places the organism in Eukaryota, Metazoa, Chordata, Actinopteri, Cypriniformes, Xenocyprididae.